Messenger RNA from Zygotorulaspora mrakii, 1527 nucleotides. RefSeq names its product Art10p (gene ART10). The coding region runs from base 1 to 1527 and encodes 508 amino acids. The record is from RefSeq and is a predicted model, not a curated record. Gene Ontology annotation, cellular component: cytoplasm; cytosol. The transcript has a single exon. Gene Ontology annotation, molecular function: ubiquitin protein ligase binding; protein-macromolecule adaptor activity. Gene Ontology annotation, biological process: ubiquitin-dependent endocytosis. NCBI's taxonomy places the organism in Eukaryota, Fungi, Ascomycota, Saccharomycetes, Saccharomycetales, Saccharomycetaceae.
AUGGUGGCUAAAAUCAGCAUAGCGUUAAACCCGCCCUAUAACAAUGUAUACUAUAGUUCAAAUGAUACCGUUUCAGGAAACGUGAGCAUAUCUUUGAAGAAAUCAGUUACAAUAAAACAGAUAAAUGUUCUUUUGAAGGGAUAUACUGAGACCGUAACCAAAAUUGAUCCCAUUAGCCUGACCAAUCCCAAUAAUAUGAUGACACCAGUGCAGGAUAACAAAUCACUUCACAAUUUAGUCUCAUUAACGAAACGCGUCUUCCCCCCUGAUAAUGUGUGGGAUGCCAUCGAAGGCUCUUCGAAGCCUUUUAAGGUCAAACCGGGAGUUUAUGAAUACAAAUUCCAGUUUCCCAAAAUGCCUAAGAAGCCAAAAUGCUUGAUAAAUCACACCAAGGAUUUGAUAUGUUUUACAAAGCAAGAAGAGACAAAUAUUCCACCAAGUUUUAAUAAUCAUUGGAAGGAUUUAACAAAAAUUGAUAAUCUCGACUUAUUUUACUAUUCAUAUGGCAAAGUAAUUUAUACCGUUCAAGUUCAAAUUGAGCUGGGAAAAUCCACAUCAUGGUAUAAGCCUUUUCACAGAAUUAUCAGAGAAAUAGAGCCCAUUGAAUUCAUACCGGAGCCGGCAGAACUGCUUUACGAUGACGGAGAAGACGAAAGUGAACGAGAAACUAAUGGUCAAUCCACGGGUGGAGGAGAUACUAGUAGUAGAAAUCUCGGCCUAUCUAAUAAUAGUAGCGAAGCGUAUCUCAACUCCAUUGAAACAGAAUCGAUACAAGAUUAUAACAUGAGUCCACAAAUGCUAGAACAAGAGAUUGCCGGUCCCUCACUCCUCUCUAACGAGAGAUACAAAAGAUAUAGAUCAACCUACCGCAUGGGAUUGCCAGAUGGUGUAAGUUCAAUGUGGGUUGAAGUAAGAAGUCGCAACAUGAGAGAAACUUAUCGAAGAGAUUUUCUGUUCAAGAAUGGCAGUGGGAAAUUUGAUCGAGUUUUUCUGGUGUUGAAAGGAAACAUCAAGCAAAUUUGCAAAUUGAAUAUAGCUCCUCUGAGUAUUCAAUUCAAUUUAUUAGAGACAGUCACGUAUCUUUCACAGGGAAUUGCAAAUGAAAAUUUCUCCUCACUGAGGUUAGUCGAGAUCAAUAGCUUAUCACCCAAAGUACGAUCAAUAAUGAUGGACUUUGCGAAGGUACGGGUCGUAUCGAGCAGUAGCCAGAAUGGAGUUGAAGGUAAAUUGGAAUGUGAAAUUAAAUUGAAGGAUAAUCCAAUCCUGAAGAAAUUAAAAUUUAAUGAGGAGGAUUAUCUGCAUCGUGGGAAUAGACUUUACAGCUUCAAAACAUGUUCAAUAAAAAGAAUUUUCAAUUUCCAAUUGGUCAUCAAUUGGGAAAUCAAUGGAUCACUAAGACAAACGGAGAAUAUCAUCAAGCCCAUGCAGAUUUUCGUUCAAGCAAACGACAAUGUCCAAAGUGACAUUCUGCCAAAAUACGUCAACCCACCCUUGUAUUCGGAGGGUUCGGCGUCUAUGAAACAGUAA